This is a messenger RNA of Juglans regia (Persian walnut), 711 nucleotides long. RefSeq names its product dirigent protein 22-like. Lineage: Eukaryota; Viridiplantae; Streptophyta; Magnoliopsida; Fagales; Juglandaceae. The transcript has a single exon. The record is from RefSeq and is a predicted model, not a curated record. The coding region runs from base 46 to 624 and encodes 192 amino acids.
UGCUCCUCCACCUUGUGAACUGGGCAGUACUGACAAAUAAUUCCAAUGGCUACGGUCCUUCCCAUCUUGGCUUUUCAAAUCAUCAUUUUCUUCCUGAUCUCGCCCUCCAUAAUUUUAGUCGCCGGUGAAGAUCAGGGCUUUGCAAGAACCCUAGACCGAAAGCUACAUGGGCUGAAGAAAGAAAAGCUUAGCCACUUUCGCUUCUAUUGGCAUGACAUUGUCACUGGCCGUAAUCCCACAGCUGUUCCAAUCGUGCGACAGCCCUCCAACUCGUCAACAGGCUUUGGCUUUGUAAGUAUGAUCGAUGACCCUCUAACCUUGGGACCAAAACUGAGCUCAAAAUUGGCUGGUAGGGCGCAAGGAUUUUAUGCCUCUGCUUCACAAGAAGAUGUUGGUCUAUUAAUGGUUAUGAACUUUGCAUUCAUUGAGGGCAAGUACAAUGGAAGCACCAUCACCGUGCUAGGGAGGAAUGAGGUGUUCAACACCGUGAGGGAGAUGCCGGUGGUCGGAGGUAGCGGUCUUUUCCGGUUUGCUAGGGGCUAUGUCCAGGCCAGGACUCAUACCUUUGACAUCAAGACAGGAGAUGCGACUGUUGAAUACAAUGUCUAUGUGUUGCAUUAUUGAUGCUCUCUUGAUCACCUUUUGUGGUUAGCUUUAUUCGAGUCAGUGUACUCGUUCUUUUAGGUGAUAAAUUUUGAAUUAUGUUGCCCA